AUGGACAAUCCAUCAGCAGUUCGCCGGCCGCCAAAGCGAACAACUGAGGCAUGCGAACCUUGUCGGCGCAAGAAAUCUCGGUGUCCUGGAGAGAAGCCACGUUGCUCGCAUUGUGCUCGUCUAGGACAUAACUGCUCUUAUUCAUCUGGAAGCCGGGGUCGUGAGCGGGGAUCGCAGGACUCUAUUGCUGCCCCCUCCCGAGAUCAGGAGGGUGUUAGGUUCUCUCAGAGUGCACUUUUCACAGACAAUGCCACGACUGCUAGAUUGAAUGCUCUGGAGGCAGGACUUGCACAGAUACAGAACCUCCUCCGUCACCAAUCGCAAGACCAACAUGCUACCCAUGACCUCUCACUUUCCGAAUCUCCAGCCAACGGUGGAUUAAGCGACUCGAUUGGUCAGAGCGACUCGGUUCGACAGGAAAGAGGAGACAGAGACACUCCUCCCCUUCCGCCCAAGCCUGUCGUUGAGGCGGCGGUGGAUGUGUACAUGAAAUUCUGCAAUUUUCAACCUUUACCACUUUUCUCCCCCCAAAACUGGAGGGAUUCUUUUGCCUCUUGGGAUGUCGAGCUUCUUCUUUCCAUUGUUGCAAGUGCCCUGCGCUUCAAGGACAGAUGGGAUCUUGGCAUAAAUAUUCUUGACGUUGAUAAACGGCAAUAUGCCGCAGCGGCACAGAAACUGGUGAUGCACAAAGUCUCAUAUGGGCCUGUGGACGUUUCUACCAUUCAAUGUCUGUGUAUAUUGAGCCUGAAUGAAUUUCAUGACGGCUACACUGCCAGAGCUGGCGUCUUCAGCUCACUGGCAAUGGAGCUUGCUCAAUCUGGAGGGUUAGCCUCUGAGCAUUAUCGAUCCUGGCCAGAAGAUGUUUAUGAGGAGCGACGGCGAUGCUUCUGGAGCCUGAAUCUUUUGAAAAACCUCCAUGGCAACUGGUCAGGCUCUUUCUCUUUCCUGACAGGUGACUACACCCCCAAGUUUCCCAAAAGUCCAGAUCUUCCCAUUGGACCAACCACAGGUUCUUCGCAGGUGACGCCGGAUGUGAAUGUUAGUGGCACUGGAAUUAUCUCCUACACUGUCCAGAUGAGUGCGCUGUGGUCCAGGACGGCCCGGUACGCAAGGAGACGUAGUCAGCGACGUGAGAUUGUGUGCUGGGAACAGAAUUCUGAAUUUUCUUCCAUCACUGCGCAACUUAUGGAGCUCGAUGCGAAAUGUCCACCCGAAUAUCGUUACCGCAUGGCGAGGUUUAGGGACCAAGAUCCUGCUCGGCUCCAACAAGCUCGCCACUUCUGGUCCCCGUGGCUUCUCACGAAGUUUCUCUACCACACCAUUCUCUGUCUCUUAAACCACCCUUUGAUCUUGUCGUUGCGACUUCGCAAUUUCGGAGCCGAUGGGGUCCCGGAAGUCUUCCUCCGGCAAACCGAUGACCUUAUUAAAAACCACACGGCGUGGGUUGUUCGUCUGAUCGACGAAGUGAAUGCAACGUCGUUUCGGCUAUCCGACCCAUACAUUGCUUACUGUGUGUCAGUAGUGGCUACUAUCUUCCUGCAACAAAGCUACGCGGAAGAUGCUGAAACGAGGUCAAGCAAGCAGAAAAACUUCGACAAAUGCCUCAACUUCAUCCAGAAUCUCGGUGCUUACUGGCCAAGAGUGUCUGAAAUGGCAAGUAAAGUUGAACAGUUUGCAAACGUUGUGGCCACCUCGUACCAUAAUUCCUCCAGCGCCUCGAUUGGUUCUGGAAGAAGAGUAGCUAUCGACCUAACACACUUCUGGGCCAUAAUCGAAUCCUGUUUUAUCAGUGAACUACCUACAGGAUCGGAUCCAUACUUUGGCCCUUCACUAACCUUGCAUCGGCCGACAUUCAACUUUUCUGAAGUGCUUGAUGACACCCUCCUUCCUACACCCACGGAUUUCAAUGCGUCUGCCCAGACUGUGUCGGGUGAUACGCCUGUGUCCUUAGCUAUGGCCAAUAAUUUGGUCCCGAAUAUUGACCAAGCGUCAAUGCGAUUAGCAAACCCAGUCUCACAGCAGCAGCCGCAACCACUAAUGGACGAUUGCUUCUCGGUCUUAGCUCACAGCUACUUUGCGCAAGGUCAAGACUUUGCGAAUAUGGACGACUGGUGGUACUCUACUGCGGUACUCCAAGAUCCUUGUUGA
This is a messenger RNA of Exophiala spinifera, 2148 nucleotides long. RefSeq lists its product as uncharacterized. The coding region runs from base 1 to 2148 and encodes 715 amino acids. Gene Ontology annotation, biological process: regulation of DNA-templated transcription; DNA-templated transcription. Gene Ontology annotation, cellular component: nucleus. Gene Ontology annotation, molecular function: DNA binding; zinc ion binding; DNA-binding transcription factor activity, RNA polymerase II-specific. NCBI's taxonomy places the organism in Eukaryota, Fungi, Ascomycota, Eurotiomycetes, Chaetothyriales, Herpotrichiellaceae. The transcript is spliced from 2 exons. The record is from RefSeq and is a predicted model, not a curated record.